GUAAAGCACAGUACACCCCAGUCUUUCUCCAUUGACUGUAGAGAUGUACAAGGACUUUAACAGGCGAGAUACAGGAAGAUGAUACCUAUGUACUAGGGAGGCAUCAAUAAAAUUUCCUGCGGAACCAGAGUCAAAGAAAGCAAGAACAGAGACAAUCUCUUUGGAGGGUGGAAAAAGAUGAACCGUCAAAUUUAAGUGUGGAGACGUGGUAUUCACACCUAGGGAGGCCUCUCUCACAAACCCUAGGUGCAAGCGUUUCCCUGUGGCUGUGGAUGUAGAGGACAAUCUUUUAGGAAAUGAUCCGCACUUGCGCAGUAAAGAUUCUCAGUUCGUCAGCUAGUUCUUUCCUGCAGGGUCAGGACAGACCGAUCCACCUGCAUAGCCUCUGCUGCAGGAGGCAACGUAGAAGAUUGCGGUGGUUGCUGGAAGACAGGUGCCAUUCAAAGAAAGCGCCGAGGUCGUGCAGAUUCCCUUUCUUGGCAAAAUUCUUCACGUCGCUCAGAGAAACAAAUGUCAAUCUGGGAUGCCAAGUGUAUAAGUUGGCAAAUCCUGGGCAGCAAGGGCAUCCUUGAUAUGACUAGAUAGUCCUCUCUUGAAGGUGGCGCAAAGAGCUUCAUUGCUCCAUGAUAACUCUGAUGCCAGGGUACGAAACUGAAUGGCAUACUCGCCCACAGAGGAGUUGCGCUGCGAAAGACUCAGCAAUGCCAUCUCAGCAGAGGAGGCUUGGGCUGGUUCCUCAAAGACACCCCGAAAUUCCGUCAGGAAAGCCUGAAGAUUGGUUGUAAGAGCAUCACUGCGAUCCCAAAGGGGAGUUCAAUGUGCAUGGAGCACUGCAUCACAAAACCAUGACAGGACUUGGGAUCCCCCUGAUAUUUCUCAGGACGAGACAAGCGGAGUUUUGUUCUGGAGGGGACUGCAGCAGCGGGAGGCAGCACGGGCACAGGAGGAGGCUGUGGUUGUGGCAGUUGCUGCUGAGCAGUUAGCAACUGCUGCAUCAUGGCGGAUAACUGGCUCAACUGCUGUGCCUGCUGGGCCAACUGCUGUGACUGGAGCGGCACAAUAGAAGCGAGAUCCAGAUUAUCUGGUAGAGGAAACCCAGUGGGAUCCAUGACCGGAUCUUGCUGUUACGGAGUUGGAUGUGGAUUCUCUGUGUGGCUGAUGACUUGGACCGUAUUGGGGAGCGGAGUCUAAGCUGCCGCUGGUCUUCACCAGAGCCCGUUGCAAGGUAGGAUGGGCUUGCUGCUGAAGGAAUAUAACUACUAUAAUAUAUGCAAAGAAGAAAAAGAGGGACGUCACUCACCAGGAUACGGUGCAAUUUUCUUUAUUUCAACGGUGCAGAGACAUGGAGCACGGACGCUUGUAGGUGUCAAGUUAUCAGCCUUCAAAAAUGUUAAUAUUUUAUAUACAGUAGGAACUCUAACUUUUGAAGAAAUGGAUUCCUUUUACAAACCUAGAUUCACAUACGGUAUAACGCUGGUAAUGAAGGGUCAGGACGGGGCCCCACUCCAGAAUAUUAAGGUUUCUCUGGGCUUAACAUUUGGUAGCAGCACGGUCAAAGUAGAUGGAAAAACUAAUGAAACGGGGCGAGCACGCUUCAUUCUGGACACAUCACAAUGGAACGGGCAAGUCACAAUAUCGGGAUAUAUAAGCUCUGGAAAUAUUGCUAAUGCGGUGCAGAUUGUGCGUCCCUAUUACAGUGAAGCUAUGAGCUUGCUAAGACUGGAGCCCAUCUUUGGAACUAUUUUAUGUGGAAUAAAAAUCAACAUACGAGUGGAAUAUAACAUAAGCAGAAGCGACCUGAUGAAAGGCUGGACAAGCGUCAUAUUCUAUUACGUGGUUAUAGGUAAAGAUGGGAUCAUUCUAAAUGGACAACAAACAAUUGUUUUGCGCACAGAGGCCUCACUUCGAGGAUUUUUAAACAUCCCAAUCACCUUCACGUCAAUGUUUGGACCAGGUCCAAAAAUGUUGGGAUUUCUGUUGCUAAAAGAUGGAUCUGUGGCUGCUGACAGACUGCUCUUUAAUGUGGAGAAGUGUUUUCCAAACCAGGUCUUGUUGAAAUUUGCACAGACAGAAGCCAGCCCAAAGGAUCAGAUAUAUAUCAAUAUCAAAGCCUCAGCCGGAUCUUGGUGCUCGAUCCGAGCUGUGGAUAAAAGUGUUCAGAUCAACAAUGAAGACAAGGAGUUGACUACAGAUACAGUUUUUAAUUUGUUUAAAUAUUCAGUAAGAGGAGGAUAUCCGGAUAAUGUGAAUGAAGAAUCGCCCUUUCGUUGCAGGAAGCCGAACCAGUUUAUUGAUGUGCUCGCUUUAUUUAAAGAAAUUGGUAUGAAGAUACUGACAAACACUCGCAUACUGCAGCCAGUGGAAAAACAGAGAUGCGUACUGCCUCUAGACGUGUUGGAAAUUCCCUUAUUUGAAAAGCGGACUGAAGAAUUUGAAAAGCGGACUCAAGAAUUUGAACUCAAAAUUAGAAAAUUUUUCCCUGACACCUGGCUCUGGAACCUUGUCCUUAUUGGGAAUCCUGUGGAUAGUAAACUUAGCCUAACAAGCAUCCAAGUCACGGUCCCAGACACCAUCACACAAUUUAAUGCUGGAGCCUUCUGUAUGGGUAACGAUGGUUUUGGCCUUUCCCCACAAGCUUCUUUGACUGUCUUUAAACCGUUCUUUGUAGAUCUUGCUUUGCCUUAUUCCAUCAUCCAAGGAGAGACGCUCUCUAUCAAAGCGAAUGUCUUCAAUUAUCUCAACCAGUGUUUAAUGGUCCAGGUAACCCUGCUCAGCUCUACAGAUUUCUCAGUGAAGAAUUGCCAGGGCUGCCUGAGGUCUAUUUGUGUCUGCGCCGGUCAAACAGCUGCCAUUAGCUGGAGUAUCACUCCCAACAUCAUAGGAUCGUUGACCCUGACAGUGAGAGUAGAAGCAGUGACCAGCAAAGAAUUAUGCAAUGGGAAGGUACCAUACGUGCCCGCAAAAGGAAAUAUAGACAUACUGCAAAGACAACUUCUUGUCAAGCCUGGAGGCAUCAGGAAAGAAAUUACUGAAAAUAUCUACCUAUGUCUGAACGCUUCCGUGAACAGCAUACAGAGACUAUUCUCACUUACGCUUCCAAGUAUAUGGGUGAAAAAAUCAGAGAGCGCCUAUAUAUCUGUGCUGGGUGACAUUAUAGGGACAGCGCUGCAGAACCUCGAUAGACUUAUCGUAAUGCCGUAUGGCUGUGGAGAACAAAACAUGCUGACCAUGGGACCCACUAUAUAUGUGCUGGAUUAUCUCAAAGCCACCGGACAGCUGGACACUACUCAGAAAGAUAAAGGCAUAGGUUACCUGCAAAGCGGAUACCAGCGACAGCUCUCCUUCAAACGCUCUGAUGGCUCAUACAGUGCAUUCGGAAUGAGCGAUGCCGAAGGAAGUACUUGGCUCACUGCUUUUGUGAUAAAGUGUUUCUCCCAGGCUAAAAACUACAUAUUUAUUGAUGAUAACGUCCUGAGCCAGGCUGUGACUUGGCUUGGUCUACAGCAGGGAGUUGAUGGCUGCUUCAUCAGUCGAGGGAAACUAUAUCACUCAGCCAUGAAGGGUGGAGUAAAUGAUGACAUUUCCCUCAGCGCUUACAUCACAUCGGCCCUUCUGGAACGUGGCACCCCAGGGAAUGACUCUAUGCUGGUUCGUGCUCUCGCUUGUCUGAAAAAUAAUAUAACAAAGACUACAAACCCGUACACCAUGGCACUACUGGCGUAUACUUUCGCCUUGGCCAAUGAUUUGGCAACCAAGCAGAUACUUGUGAACAAACUUCUACUGCUCGCGGUGUCCUCAGGAGGUAACCUGUACUGGACGUCCUCUAGUAGCUCAGUAUCGGUCAGUGUAGAGUUAUCCGCAUAUGUCCUCCUGGCGCUGACUACUGCCCCGAUAGUAUCACCAAGUGAUAUCCUAAAAGCUUCCCAGAUUGUCACCUGGUUGAUCAAACAGCAGAAUCCCUACGGGGGUUUUUCCUCUACACAGGAUACAGUGGUGGCAAUUCAAGCUCUGGCCAAGUACACGAGGCUAACGUUCAGUCCUAAAGGCAUCUUGUCAAUCACGGUUUCUAAGAACAGCAAGACUUUGAAGGUAUUCAAGGUGGAUGAAACCAAUCGUCUUCUCCUCCAGACGGCUCCCCUACCAGACAUUCCUGGGGAAUACAACCUGCUUAUUAAAGGGACUGGCUGCGUGUUCAUUCAGAUCGUCCUAAAAUACAAUGUUCUGCCACAACCAGCACCAUCUGCCUUUAAUAUUAAUGCAAAAAUAGUACGUUGUGACAAUACAGGAAUAUUUCUUCUUCAGAUAACAGUCAGUUACAUUGGAAAGAGACGUGUUACUAAUAUGGUCCUUAUUGAAGUGGAAAUGCUCUCAGGAUUCCAGCCGUUUGAUGACCUAGGAGACCAGCCUGGGACAUCACCCCUGGUCAUGAAAAUUAACAACAAAAGAGAUUCUAUUACUAUUUACCUUGACGAGCUUGAUCGUACAUCAUUUCAAUACACUCUUGUGAUACAGCAAGUGAACCAGGUCCAGGACUUGAAACCGGCAAAUGUAAAAGUAUACGACUAUUACCAAACAGAGGAGAGCGCUGUAACUACCUACAAAGGCUGCCAGUAACCAAUCUACAGCUCCUCCCUCCAUGGACAGUACAGGACGCUAUUCUUGAUUUAUGGAAUUAAUAUAUCUACAGAAUCUGACCACACUUGAUGUUUGAAUAGAUGUCACUGUUACA
Hyla sarda is the source of this 4729-nucleotide messenger RNA. RefSeq names its product alpha-2-macroglobulin-like protein 1. The coding region runs from base 1231 to 4614 and encodes 1127 amino acids. The transcript has 28 exons. NCBI's taxonomy places the organism in Eukaryota, Metazoa, Chordata, Amphibia, Anura, Hylidae. Gene Ontology annotation, molecular function: endopeptidase inhibitor activity. The record is from RefSeq and is a predicted model, not a curated record. Gene Ontology annotation, cellular component: extracellular region.